AUGCGCGUCCUCCUGCUCGGCGCUACAGGCAACGUUGGCUCUCGACUGCUCCCUUCGCUGGUUGCGCAUGGACACUCUGUCAUAGUCUACGUCCGGAACCCCUCCAAAUUACCCUCCCCCGCCUCAGCCUGCGCAUCGGCCGUCGUCACUGGCUCCGCAACCGACAGCGCGGCGGUUGAGUCAGCCAUUCUCUCCCACGAAUGUGAUGCUGUGAUCAAUGCGGCCGGUGUAGCGCCCGUGUGGGGUGAGUCGGGGGAGCUUCCAACGAUCUUUGCCGCGGUGGCCGAUGCGGUGGAAAAGGUGCAGGAAAGGCGAGGCGGUGCGCCAUUGCGGGUGUGGUUUCUCAGCGGUUUUGGCAUUUUGGACCAUCCUGCAGGCCGGAUGAUGAUUGACUACAUCCCCGUCUACACGAUCCACCGACACAACUUCGCUCGCAUUCGAGAUGUCCCCAAGCAGAAACUCGCUUGGUCGCUAUUCUGUGCCAGCACCAUGACACCACGCUCAGAAGCGGUCGACUACACCCCAAAGCCGGGCGCUGGCGCAGAACAACUAGUCGCGAAGGUUGAAUCGCCGCCUGCUUGGUCGAGAACGCUGUUGUGGAUACCGUUGCUGGGGAAGUAUUUCAAUGUAAUGGCGCAAGCGGCGGGGUAUGCUGCUCCACUGGAAGAUUGCGUGGACUUCAUCGCGGGUGAUCUUCAAGCAGGGUUGGAAAGCCAGUAUGUCGGCCAUCGGGUGGCUGUGAAGGUGAAAUCGAAGAGCAGUUGA
Saxophila tyrrhenica is the source of this 765-nucleotide messenger RNA. RefSeq lists its product as uncharacterized. The transcript is spliced from 2 exons. Gene Ontology annotation, molecular function: biliverdin reductase [NAD(P)H] activity; riboflavin reductase (NADPH) activity. The coding region runs from base 1 to 765 and encodes 254 amino acids. The record is from RefSeq and is a predicted model, not a curated record. Lineage: Eukaryota; Fungi; Ascomycota; Dothideomycetes; Mycosphaerellales; Extremaceae.